AUGGCAGACAAGCCAAUGAAACCGGUUCUCCAAAGACCACCAGGUUACAGAGACCCCAAUCUUCCAGUAAAAUCUGCCCCGAGGCCGCCACCUACAAAAGCACCCCUGCCUCUGCCUCCUUCAUUCCAGCCAAGGAAAAGGCGGUCCAGGCAUUGGUGUCGUCUAUGCAUAUGCUGCUUAAUCCUUCUCAUUAUAAUCUCCAUUCUCCUUCUGGUAAUCUCAGGUGGUCUAUUUUACAUCUGGUUCAAUCCAAAACUCCCCGUUCUCCACCUCCAAUCGUUUAAAUUCUCCACCUUUAACGUCAUCAAGAAAUCAGAUGGCACGUACCUUACCGCCAAUAUGGUUGCAAGAAUUGAAGUUAGUAAUCCUAAUGAAAAAAUUAUAUAUCAGUUUGGAGAGUCUGAGGUGGAAAUAACAGCGGGGGACGAUGAAGUGAAUUUGGGAUCGACGAGCUUGCCUAAGUUCACACUGGAAACCAAGAAUACGACUAGUUUGAAAAUUGAGACAAAAGUGAACAAUGAACUGAUCGAGGAUGAAAUUGGAUCGAAGAUUCUUGAUCAGUUCACGAGCAAGAAAUUGAAGGUGAAGAUGGAUGUGAAAACGGGUGUUGGAAUUGCUUUUGAAGGGAUGAAGACAGGGUUGCUGGCGGUCGAAGUUUUGUGUGGAGGUGUAACGUUGAAGGAGACUGAAAGUGGGUUAUGGUGGGAAGAAGUGAUGCAAGAUCAAAGAGAAUCAUUCAUCAAUCAACGAGGGUCCAUGAAGUUUGAACACAUCCGAACACAAAAUCAUGCGCUAGAGUUCGAACAAUUGUUGGGAGGGGGGACAACUUCGAUUCCUGGGAAGAAGCAUUAUCCCACUGUUUGGGGUGUGGACUCUGGAAAUAUGUUGGCGCGUGUCUUGCUUGGGGCCCAAGUUCAAUCACUGACCCCAUUUCUCAUCUCUUUACCAGGCCAACAAGAUUUGCCACGUGUCACCGAAUCAAACGCCUAA
Messenger RNA from Dovyalis caffra, 990 nucleotides. NCBI's taxonomy places the organism in Eukaryota, Viridiplantae, Streptophyta, Magnoliopsida, Malpighiales, Salicaceae. The record is from the annotation of a GenBank genome assembly.